AUGUCGCUUCAAUUAGUUGAUAGAUUGACUCAAGAUCUCCGGAUCUCUUCUAUUGGUAGAUCCAUUGGACAUAUCAAAUCCCUAUUGACGGUUCUGCCUAAUAGACCCAUCACUUCGAUUCUAUUAUUGAUCAUAUUGAUAAUUCAAGCACCUUCAUUACCGUCAAUAUGGCAUUUAAGGAUAAUCAAAGUAGCUUUUAUACCUCGUUUGAUAUUCUGGUUCAAAGGUAAAAAAAACUACAUGAAAGAUUGGAAAGAAGGAAUGAAUACAUUUGGUGGUUUGGAUAAAUUGAUUAUGGAACAUGAUAGAAUAGCUUGGUUCGAUGAUUGUGAUUAUAGAUUACAUAUGAGUAACUCGUCAUACGCCAAAAAUUCCGAUUGUGUAGAAAUGGAUUUUUGCAUUCAAGCAUUCUCACCUAUCUUCUAUUCGGGCGUAUAUGUAGCGUUGGGUGCAUCGCAUUAUAAUUUCUUCAAGGAAAUUCCCGUCGCUUCGAAAUACAGUAUACAAGUUAGAUUUGGUGGAUGGGAUGAGAAGUGGAUAUAUCUUGUUACAGAAUAUGUCAUGUAUCCUUCCAAACAAAACUCAAAGACAAAAUCAAAAUCAAAAACAAAAUCGAAACCACUUGUGAACGGGAAUGAAAGCGCCAUUGAACCUAUCGAAGCUAUGAAAGGAGGCAUAUCAUCAUCUUCAUCAAUAAUACCGAAAAGUAAAGUAGAUGAAAUCAAACGAUCAUUGAUAGAUAGACCGAGAACAGAUGGCGGAGUAGUUUGCUGUAGAUCUAUAAGGGAAUGUUGUUUGAAAUCAGGAAGAAUCACCGUACCUCCUAGAAUCGGUUUAUGGUAUUCCCUUCAUCAUCAAUCCAAGGUCGAACAAGAUAGAGCUAAAUCAAUCAUCCUAUCCAAGAAAAAGGAUGAUGGUUUCAAAUUCUUGAAGGGAGGAUGGAAAAAUGAAAUUGACGCAGAUACACUUGGAUCGGAUAUCGGAUUUGAGAAUGAAAAUAAUGAUUGGGUAAAGAACGGUAGAGAUGGUAUGAUCCAAGUGUAUAAUGGUAUGAGCAAGUUUUGA
Molecule: messenger RNA, 1065 nt
Organism: Kwoniella shivajii
Lineage: Eukaryota; Fungi; Basidiomycota; Tremellomycetes; Tremellales; Cryptococcaceae
Exons: 5
Coding region: 1-1065 (354 amino acids)
Source: RefSeq, a predicted model, not a curated record